AUGCGGACUAUUGGGUCUCGUCACUGUAAAAAAGGUUUACUUUUCAGACCACCAUACUUGUUGUGCUGGCUGCAAUUUAUUAUAACGUGUAUGUAUAAAAAAUUGCUUGCCGCAGAAGUUGUUGAUAUGCCAUCGACAUUCAUGAUAAGUAUUAUGUGCAGUAGUUUUGGUAGAAAUCGUCAGGGAAACCUUGACAAGCACAAUAGCGACAACGUGAACCUGCAACUACAAAGGCACACUGCCGAACAGAUGCAAACCAUCUCCGCGUGCAGAAGUUCUGUACCUGUUUUUCGAGUAUCCAUUCCCACUUUGCCUUCAUGUACUUCUUAAAACCAACUACACCAUACCUACUUAUCAAGUCGUCGGUACUACUAUUCGACUCCUCAGUCACCGAAGUACUAUGAACGCGGAUUUCAUUUCCAUAACGUAGACUCAAUGUUGUGCUUCGACUAAGAAAUGUUUGAGUUUCGUUAGAGGACACAUUCGUUAGAGGGCUUGCAUAGUGUCUUAUCGAUAUUCGAAAUUUGAAGAUUUUGCUUUUAUUUUGAGUUUUUGCUUCUCCAUCUCUCUCGGGUAUACAGAAGUAGGCUCCGCCCGCGCAGAAAUACAAAUGUUUUUAGAUCACGUUGAAGCUUAUCAGCAGUUUCUUUGGGUGUAUACGCC
This is a messenger RNA of Amoebophrya sp. A25, 663 nucleotides long. The record is from the annotation of a GenBank genome assembly. Lineage: Eukaryota; Dinophyceae; Syndiniales; Amoebophryaceae.